AUGAAGAAUGUACUUAUUGACUUGAAAGCAAAGCCAUCCAUAAGGGGAGGAAUAGAUUCGGACUUGACGCAAAAAGUCUGCCGAGAAGGAUCGAAGAUCGCAGAGAGUAUUGUAAGAAAAAAUGAGUUAUCGGAGGAAACUGUUAAUUAUUUAAAACCGAAAGAUUGCCAUGCUCCUAGAUUAUCGGAUUUGCCGAAAACACACAAGGACGGUGUUCCAAUGAGGGGAAUAGUGUCAAUGAUAGGUUCACCGUUCGAGAAAGUGUCGAGAUCCCUUAUCCCAAUCUUACGAGUGAUACAGGGAAGAAGCGGUCUAUACAUAAAAAAAUCGCGAGAAUUAAAAGAGAGUAAAGAACUGGCGGUUAGAGAGAAACGAGGUUCCUGCGAGUUACGAUGUAAAGAACCUGUAUCGGCUUAUAUAUAA
This is a messenger RNA of Paramuricea clavata, 423 nucleotides long. Lineage: Eukaryota; Metazoa; Cnidaria; Anthozoa; Malacalcyonacea; Plexauridae. The record is from the annotation of a GenBank genome assembly.